AAUUACUUUACGGUAGCAUUUGCUGUUUUGAGUUGUAAGCGGAAAAUUGCUACACUAGCAUAUUAGCCAGUAUUCCUUGUGGAUAGCUGUAGCUAGCUAACCGUUGCCGAUAACUUAACAUUUAAAGGUUUGUUUUCCACGUUUUGGAUAACCUUUCGUCAUGGAUGUAGGCGAGCUACUGAAUUAUCAGGUAACGUUAAUUAGUGAGACAUGUCCUUAGUGUUUGCUGCAAAUGUGUUGACUAGCUAGGAAAAUAAAUGUUUAAACCACCGUCACCGUCUUUGACCAUAGCUAUAGCUAGCUAGCUACAUUGCUAGCGAACUGGCUAACUUGAUUGCUAGUUAGCUAAUAAACCAAGUUCACUAGCUAAGUUAGUUAGGGAUGUGACAGAUGAAAGAGAGAUGUCUAUCAGAUGUCAAGUUAGUCUAGCUACUUUGCUAGCUAACUAGUUUGUGAUAAACUAUUGUCUAGUUCUGCUCUGUUAGCUAGCUAGCUAAAGUAAUGUCCCUCUCAUGGAAUAUAAUUUAUUGAGCAUCAAAUAUAUUACAGAAAUCAAGUACUAUUUACAUGUGACGAUGAAUGCAUUUCAAUUUGCAUUGUUUACUUUUUGGUUGGCCCACUCUUUGCUUGGAUGCAUUACCCUGUUUUGAAGUACCUGCUUGACAUGGUGUUAAUGUUCAUUGUAGCCUGACAGGGGGGCAAAACGUCUACGGGCAGGUGAUGAUGAUGAUGAUGACCCCAGAAGCAAAAAGACCGGUAGAGAGCUGGCCAGACACCUGGAGGGAGAUGACAGUGAAGACCCGAGUGGUGAGAGGAAGAGAAUACUGGAGAAACUCAUGGAUGAUGAUGAGGAUGCAGACGACCAAGAGGUGGGGAAAGUUUAAGUGGCAUGAUAAAGCAUGCAUGCAUAGCUAAAUGUGCUGAUCUUGUUACUAACAUACUUUUUGUUGUCUUGGUAACACUUUUCACCAAAGGGCACUUUUUUUCUUCUUCUUUCUUUUAUAAAAAAAUUAUCCAGGGUGAACCAGUGGAUGAGAGUUUGGUGAAGAAAAUGAUCCUGACCUUUGAAAAAAGGUCCUACAAGAACCAAGAGCUGAGGAUAAAGUUCCCAGACACUCCGGGGAGGUGAGUUAAUGAGAGGGAAACGUUCUUCCUGAGUUAAGCUAUACAGUCAAUAUCAUUGCGUUUGUCUUAUAGAGUUAUCAAUCUACUGUAAGGGUAAAUUGACUUGCUGCUUCAAUAACAUGACAUUGCAUUCAACAAGUCUGGACUUAUUUUCCAUGUAUGACAUACUUUUUUAUUCCCCUGUCCAGGUUCAUGGAAACAGAGCUGGAUUUGAAUGACAUCAUCCAGGAGAUGCAUGUCAUAGCCACCAUGCCUGAUCUCUACCACCUCUUGGUGGAGCUCAAUGCUGUCCAUUCCCUGCUGGGCUUACUUAGCCAUGAGAACACAGAUAUCCUUUCCUUCAAAGAUGGCUUACUAAGCAUCUUUCACUCUUUAAUUCAGUUAAUUUACCUGCACUUAUGUUAUUCUAUGCAUUUGACCUUGAAUUAGACAACUAAUUUUUCUAAACUGAACAUAUUGAUACAAACUGUAAAAAUCCUUAGCCUCUCCUACAUAUCGCCAUUGCAGUGGUUGAUUUGUUACAAGAGCUGACAGACAUCGACACACUUCAUGAAAGUGAGGAGGGGGCUGAAGUACUCAUAGACUCUUUGGUGAGUCCAGUUUGUUUGAAUACAAUCAAUGUAUGCAUUUAGGUUAUCUGGCAUGGUUAUAUGCCAUUUUCUUGUUAUGUCUCAUGCGUCCACAACCAUAUUGAUGCUGAUGAAAAUGAACUCAAUAGAUAAAGCAGAUUCAAUCCCAGCUAAUGUCCAUGGCCUUAGUUAAAAUGGUCUGUCUUAGCCCUCCCUUUGCACUCACUUUGACAACAGCAAAGGCAUUGGCUGUUUUCUGGAAAAGGUUGAGUGCCCCUUCAUAAUGUCUGCUAACAUUUAGAAAGACGAGGCAAAGGUGAAAUCUUACACGACUUAUAAAUGAGCAGCGGAAAUGAGGCAUGAGUCUUUAUUGUUGUCACUCACGACAAUAUUCCAUAAUGCUUUGAUAACAACCUGUCUCCUUCUCUAACUGUAGCUGGAGGGACAGGUUGUGGCCCUUCUGGUGCAGAACAUGGAGAGGCUGGAUGAGCAGGUAAAGGAGGAAGCUGAUGGAGUCUACAACACGUUAGGUAAGACCCACUGGGCAAUGUGUACAUGACUGGACAAAAUAUGGGGAUUAUUUAAAUGUUCGUAAAAUUUAAUUUGGGCUCAGUACUUCUAGUGUUUUGAUGGCAUCUUAUCAAGGCAGCUCUCCAGGCUUGAAUAAGCAUUUUGUCUCCUUCCUGGUUGGGGCUCACAGGCUCAUGUCCUCCAGGAUGGUGUCUGCUGAGUUGGAAUUAGUGAUAAAGGCUUCCUUCUCCUCCAGCAGGCCUCUCUUUCUGUGCGUCUCUCUCUCACUCACUCUAUCUCUCCCUCUAUUUGUCUCUCUCUCCUCUCUCCCUCUUUUCUCCAUUGGGGUUUUGCCGCCCUUCUGCUGAAUGAGUGAGAUAUCAGGUGUCUCAGACAGCUUUAUAAUGCAAAUAUUAGCAAAGGUAUCUGAGACCUCUAUACUUCUCAGGAGGUGCUGUCAGAAUUUGAUGGUCUCAUAUUCACCUCUCUCUUCUAUCCCAUCUCUCUCCAUCAGCCAUCAUUGAAAACAUGGCAGAGUUCAGGCCUGGCCUAUGCACAGAAGCAGCUCAGCAAGGACUCAUGCAGUGGUUGCUAAAAAGAAUAAAGGUGAGGAUAUAACUGAAGAUGACACAUUCCAUUGGUUAUUGUUGCUGUAUGUAGAGCUUUCUGCAGGCUGGGUCGAUAUGUCUGAUUUGAAAUGUGUCUGUUGUAGAACUAGACCUACAGUAUAGUGUAUAUAGGCUUUCAAUUGCUCAUGCCAUCACUGGUUUUGGCAUGCCAUCACUGGUUUUGGCAUGCCAUCACUGGUUUUGCCCCUCCCUUUCUCUCUUUCAGGCAAAGAUUCCUUUCGAUGCUAACAAGCUGUACUGCAGUGAAAUCUUGGCUAUCUUGCUUCAAAACAAUGACAGUACGUUUACAGCCCUUUCCUCUGUAGUUGCUGUACAAUGUGAUAAACGUGAUUUUUCAUCUAAUGUAGUCUUGUAAAAUAAACAUAGCCACAGAGGUGAUUGUUGUGGCUGCGGACCAAAAUAGUAGAGUAUCAUGACCGGUUAAAGUAUACUAUUUGUCAGUGUCUGAGUGGCUGGGUCCAGAAGACCUUGGAGUGCUGCAGGACGACAGACAGGCACCAGGUCCAGAUCAGUAAUGGACUGGGCAACAUUGAUAUUCUGUUUGAGUCCUAUCUCAUUUUCCUCUCUGUGUUCCCCUCUGAGUGAGUUUAGCUACCUGGGUUGGUUGUGCUGUGUUGCAUAUAGCAGCUCGAUCUGGAUCGAUUCAUCUUCUCCCUUGGCUUUUAUCACCAUGUUUUUCAAUGUUUAUGCGCCACACUCCUUUAACAGUUAGUCUCUCUCUCCUUCCCUCUCUCUCCCCCCUCUCUCUCCUUCCCUCUCUCUCUCUCUCCCCCCUCUCUCUCCUUCCCUCUCCCUGCAUCCUGCUCUUCUAUUUUAUCCUCUCCUCCCACCUCUUCUCUCCCUCUACUUCCAGGCACCAGGGAGCUCUUGGGGGAGCUGGAUGGAAUUGACGUGUUACUGCAGCAGCUCUCUGUAAGCCUGUCUUUUCAAAUGUUCUACUAUUCCUCCUAGGCUUGUGUGGUAUACCGUAUACCGGAGUAUUUAGAAAUGCCGACGGUAUGAUUUUCAAUACUGUCCCCCCCAAAAAGUAUUAUUAUUUUAGUAUUCACAAAUUCAUUUGAGCCUGUCACAUGGUAUGUUUGUUUUCCGAUCCAAUGUUGAGCAGCACAAAAGAGAUGAUCAAGUUACACUUGAAAUUCACUACUAAUGUUUGCCAGCUAAACAUCUUAUAACUCCAUAAGUUAACUAUCUAAGAUGUGCCCUAGCUAUAGGUGGCUAGCUUGCAAGAUGAAGCUUCUUGGUUACAGCAGAGACAAUCAAUCCCCUCCUGGAUCAAGUGCGAGUAGCCUUUUGAGAUAGCUUGUUGUAUAACUUUAUGAGCUGUGUUGUCUGUCUUUGCAUUUAGUUUAUGUUCACUUGCGCUUGUUAGCAUUUAGCUAGUGUCCGCAAUUUAAAAAAACAUUAAAUAACAUAAAAAAAGUUUGGAAAGAAAUAGUGCCGGUAAUACCGUAUCCCCCAGUAUGGUACAGGAACAGUGUGAAGGUAUGGAAAUCUUGAUACCGCCCAACCCUAGCUCCUCCCGUCUCUCUGAUUCAUCCAUGUCUCACGCUCACCUCACAUCACACUGUUGAAGUUUCAGCAGAUCAUAAGAACUGUCUGUUCUUUACAGGAGUGAUCUAUUCAUCCCCCCUUCUUCUUCACAUCGUGCUGAGCGAAUAGUGCUUUUUGAGGUCGGUUCGGCUUUGGUUAGAUUUUUUUAUUGCGAGUUUCGAUUUUUCUUUUUAAACAUGAAAUGUAUUAUCAAAUAAUGACAUAAAAAAAUGAUUUUAGAGCUUUUUAAUGGUAAUUCCAAAGCCAAAAAUAAUGAACAAUAAUGAACAUCUGGGGCGGCAGGUAGCUUAGUGGUUAAGAGCGUUGUGCCAGUAACCGAAAGGUCGCUGGUUCUAAUCCCUGAGCCGACUAGGUGAAAAAUCUGUCGAUGUGCCCUUGAGCAAGGCACUUAACCCUAAUUGCUCCUGUAAGUCCCUCUGGAUAAGAGCGUCUGCUAAAUGACUAAAAUGUAUGUAAAUGUAAAACAUUCAAUUGCCAAAACAUUGAAAAUAUUCCAUUGUCUCUGUCAAGUCCACAUUGGGUAGACAUCAAUAGAAAUAUAGGAAAUUGCUAUGAAAUAAUGCAAUAUUUCAGUUGUGUAUAUUACAUUUACAUUUUAGUCAUUUAGCAGACACUCUUAUGCAGAGCGACUUACAGUUAGUGAGUGCAUACAUUCUUUUAUUUUUAUUUUUUAUACUGGCUCCCCGUGGGAAUCGAACCCACAACCCUGGCGUUGCAAAUGCCAUGCUCUACCAACUGAGCUACAUCCCUGCCGGCCAUUCCCUACCCUGGACGACGCUGGGCAAAUUGUGCGCCGCCCCAUGGGUCUCCCAGUCGCGGCCGGCUACGACAGAGUUACUUAGUUUUUGAUGACUUUAUUAUUUUUCAUUCCUUAAAGUCAUAAUCUCAUCUCUGCUCAGGCAGUAGCAGCCAGCCAGACAACGUUAUCUCUGUGCUCCCCAUACUGUACUCAAUCAAUCAAUCAAAUUGUAUUUAUAAGCAGAUGUCACAAAGUGCUAUACAGAAACCCAGCCUAAAACCCCAAACAGCAAGCAAUGCAGAUGUAGAAGCACAGUGGCUAGGAAAAACUCCCUAGAAAGGCAGAAACCUAGAGAGGUACCAGGCUCUGAGGGGUGGCCAGUCCCUUCUGGCUGUGCCGGGUGGAGAUUAUAACAGUACAUGGCCAUUAAGGGCAGAUUUUUUUCUCCAAGAUGUUCAAACGUUCAUAGAUGACCAGCAGGGUCAAAUAAUAAUCACAGUGGUUGUAGAGGUUGCAACAGGUCAAUACAUCAGGAGUAAAUGUCACUUGGCUUUUCAUAGCCGGGCAUUUAGAGGUCGAAAUAGCAGGUGUGGUAGAGAGAGAGAGAGUUGAAAACAGCAGGUCUGGGACAAGGUAGCACGUCCGGUGAACAGGUCAGGGUUCCAUAGCCGCAGGCAGAAGAGUGGAAACUGGAGCAGCAGCACGACCAGGUGGACUGGGGACAGCAAGGAGUCAUCAGGCCAGGUAGUCCUGAGGCUGGGGACCUGAGCUAGUCUGCCUAAAGGUCGUACGCAUGCUUCCCAGCCGAAACAGUUUGGAAGAUUUUGUGCACAUAUUAUGACAUUUUGUGACGUUUUGGACUUUGGUAAGGGGGUUUUCGGCUGUUCGGGCACGCAUUUUUCUUUUCUUGAGGCAAGCUGAAGUCGGUAGCCGAAGUCUUGGCCCCUUCGUCAGUGAUUGGUCAACAGUAGGGAUUCUUCAAUAAAGUAUUGGUUGUCAUUCAAUGAGAGACGACUCAUUUUAAUGCACAUUUUUUCCAUUGAGAAAUAAUGCACCAAAAAUCUUUGUUAGAUGUAAAAUUGCGCGACUAAGAUUUCCUCAGCAAAAAAGUCAAUUUUUCUUGAGUUAUUUUAGAUGAAUUCUGACUAUUUUGAGGAAGUGUAUACUGGCUACGGUAUAGUGUAUACUGGCUACAAAAUGGACAAACAAUUAGUUGUUUAAUAACCAACCCCUCCUAACCUCUGUUAGAUUAGCCUUUUGGCUAACUAUUAUACUACUUGAUAUAUUCAAGGCCUGCAGUAUAAUGAUGUCUAAUGCAAAUUAAUAAGACUUAGAAGUGUAACUUGAUGCUAGACAGAUGUUCUGCUUUGCUUUGUAAGCAUCUCCACUCUGUUGGCGAAUCCGGUUGCAAGCUUUCAGUGUGUCCUUAGUUCUCAGGGCACUGCACUGCAUUACACCCAAAAUGCAUUUGGUUGAAUACUGGUCUAUCUAUGUGAUGUGUCUCAUACACCAUUGAUUACAGUUACACUGUUGAAAGUCUGCUAAUGAGCCAAACAAGCUCAUCAUUUAUUUCGUUUAUACUGAAUUUACCAGCAUCACAGUUCUACGUUUUUUGUGGCCAUGUCACCUCCCUGGUGAUAGACAGUAGAAGUGUGGGUGUCAUUCUCCUUCAGGUGUUCAAACGCCACAACCCAGCCACGGCAGAGGAGCAGGAGAUGAUGGAGAACCUGUUUGAUGCCCUGUGCUCCUGUCUGAUGCUGGCUGCCAAUCGGGACCGCUUCCUCAGGGGAGAGGGUCUGCAGCUCAUGAACCUCAUGCUUAGGUAAAGACUCAGAUGUUUAACACCUCUUGAAGAAAUGAGUCUCCACACAAAUAUCUCAGUUUUAAUGUUUCAAUCAUUUAAUGUCCUAAGCUUUCAGCUAAAACAAAUCUUCAUCCAAGUACCUCCUCAAAGGAGGACUAAGGUAGAGAUGGACAGUUCCCCGGCUUGGCUGUAGUCCUUUUUUAAUUUCAACCCUCCUUUCAAUUCACACAGGUCGCUGGUGAUCUGAGAUCAUUACGCAGUAGGGAUAUAUGUAAAUUGACGUCUUUGAACUCAACCUUUGUUUGCUGUUAAGGCUGUCAGAGGACGCACCAUGCACCCCAGUGAGUGGUAGGGUUGAGUGAUGUCUUUGUGUUCGCACAGCACAUCUCUGGCUCUGCUCAGCUGCCAGUCCAAUCAAUCAGCCGACAGAGCGCUGCAGCACCACGACGUUACCUUAAAGAGCAAUACAGAGACAUUACAUGUAUUUAUGAAACCCUCCAUGUCCAAGCUCUAAUCAUCACGACGACGCCAGGCAGACAGACCGAUUAAAACCAAAAUCAAUAUCUAAUUAUAGCGAUGCAAAACCCGUUUUUAAAUCAUCCACAGGAGAAGGCUCUCAGAAUGGGUUAUCUAGGGAGCAACACGUAACUCUCUCUUUUUACUUCUCAUAAGAUUCACAGAAUCAUAAGUUCUGCACCUCUGCUUCGAUAGUUUUCUCUGUUUUUGUAGAGGUUAGGCUUUAUCAAAGGGUUUGCAAUAUGAGCUUAGGAACACGGUUGUAGGCAUCUUUAUAAUUGCCUUUGUUUGAAUUUUUUCAACUGUUUAACUUUGUCUAAAAAAUGACUUCCUCAUAAGCUGCAGAAACGUUGGGUUUUGAGGAGUUCUUAAAGGACUGCCAAUAGCAAGUUGCGAAGGACUCCUUGUAGCUAGGUUAAAUACACUACAUGGUAUGUGGACGCCUGCUCGUCGAACAUCUCAUUCCAAAAUCAUGGGCAUUAAUAUGGAGUUGGUUCCCCCCUUCACUACUCAGCAAAUUGGAUGUAGUCUAUCACAGUGCCAUCCGUUUUGUCUCCAAAGCCCCAUACACUACCCACCACUGUGACCUGUACGCUCUUGUAGGCUGGUCCUCACUACAUGUUCGUCGUCAAACCCACUGGCUCCAGGCCAUCUAUAAAUCACUGCUAGGCAAAUCCCCGCCUUAUUUUAGCUCAUUGGUCACCAUAGCAGCACCCACCCGUAGUCUGCGCUCCAGCAGGUAUAUCUCACUGGUCAUCCCCAAAGCCAACACCUCCUUUGGCCGCCAUUCCUUCCAGUUCUCUGCUGCCAAUGACUGGAACGAAUUGCAAAAAUCUCUGAAGCUGGAGACUCUUAUCUCCCUCACUAACUUUAAGCAUCAGUUGUCAGAGCACCUUACCGAUCACUGCACCUGUACACAGCCCAUCUGAAAUUAGCCCACCCAACUACCUCAUCCCUAUAUUGUUAUUUAUUUUGCUAUUUUGCAUCCCAGUAUCUCUAUUUGCACAUAAUCUCUUGCACAUCUAGCAUUCCAAUGUUAAUACUAAUUGUAAUUAUUUUGCACUAUAGCCUAUUUAUUGCCUUACCUCCAUAACUUGCUACAUUUGCACACACUGUAUAUAUAUUUUCUGUUGUAUUUUUUGACUUUUGUUUUUUUACCCCAUAUGUAACUCUGUGUUGUUGUUUUUAUCGCACUGCUUUGCUUUAUCUUGGCCAGGUCGCAGUUGUAAAUGAGAACUUGUUCUCAACUGGCUUACCUGGUUAAAUAAAGGUGAAAUUAUUUUAUUUUUUAAAUAAAAAUAAAUCAAUCAAUCACAUUUUAUUUAUAAAGCCCUUUUUAAUCAGCAGAUGUCACAAAGUGCUAUACAGAAACCCAGCCUAAAACCCCAAACAGCAAGCAAUGCAGAUGUAGAAGCACGGUGGCUAGGAAACACUCCCUAGAAAGGCAGAAACCUAGGAAGAAACCUAGAGAGGAACCAGGCUCUGAGGGGUGGCCAGUCCCCUUCUGGCUGUGCUGGGUGGAGAUUAUAACAGUACAUUAUAACAGAUUUUUCUCCAAGAUGUUCAUAGAUGACCAGCAGGGUCAAAUAAUAAUCACAGUGGUUGUAGAGGUUGCAACAGGUCAGUACAUCAGGAGUAAAUGUCACUUGGCUUUUCAUAGCCGGGCAUUUAGAGGCUGAAAUAGCAGGUGCGGUAGAGAGAGAGAGAGAGAGAGAGAGAGAGUUGAAAACAGCAGGUCUGGGACAAGGUAGCACGUCAGAUGAAUAGGUCAGGAUUCCAUAGCCGCAGGCAGAAGAGUGGAAACUGGAGCAGCAGCACGACCAGGUGGACGGGACAGCAAGGAGUCAUCAGGCCAGGUAGUCCAGAGGCAUGGUCCUAGGGCUCAGCUUCUCCGGGAUGGGAGAGAUGGAGCUAUAACAGCCUCCACUCUUCUGGGAAGGCUUUCCACUAGAUGUUGAAACAUUGUUGCGAGGACUUGCUUCCAUUCAGCCACGAGCAUUAGUGAGGUUGGGCACUGAUGUUAGGCGAUUAGGCCUGGCUCGCAGUCGGCGUUCCAAUUCAUCCCAAAGGUGUUCAAUGGGGUUGAGGUCAGGGCUCUGUGCAACCAUGAAAAACAGCCCCAGAUCAUUAUUCCUCCUCCACCAAACCUUACAGUUGGCACUAUGCAUUCGGGCAGGUAGCGUUCUCCUGGCAUCCACCAAACCCAGAUUCGUCCGUCGGAUUGCCAGAUGGUGAAUCGUGAUUCAUCACUCCAGAAAAGUCGUUUCCACUGCUCCAGAGUCCAAUGGCGGCGAGCUUUACACCUCUCUAGCCGACGCUUGGCAUUGCGCAUGAUGAUCUUAGGCUUGUGUGCGGCUGCUCGGCCAUGGAAACCCAUUUCAUGAAGCUCCCGACGAACAGAUAUUGUGCUGACUUUGUUUCCAGAAGCAGUUUGGAACUCGGUAGUGAGUGUUGCAACUGAGGACAGACAAAUUUUACGCGCUACUCGCUUCAGCACUCGGCGGUCCCAUUCUGUGAGCUUGUGUGGCUCCUAGACGUUUCCACUUCACAAUAACAGCACUUACAGUUAACCGGGGCAGAUGUAGCAGGGCAGACAUUUGACGAACUGACUUGUUGGAAAGGUGGCAUCCUAUGACAGUGCCACGUUGAAAGUCACUGAGCUCUUCAGUAAGUCCAUUCUACAACCAAUGUUUGUCUAUGGAGAUUGCAUGGCGGUGUGUUCGAUUUUCUACACCUAUCAGCAACGGUGUGGCUGAGAUAGCCGAAUCCACACAUUUUGAAGGGGUGUCCACAUACCUUUGUAUGUAUAGUGUAGUCUGUGUGCCUGGCAAAAGACAAUAAUGACCUUGCGGCAUACCUCUGCUGUAAACUAUCUGUUGUGCCAGAGAUAAUUGAGCCCUUAUUGUAUUAUGUAUAUUUUUUUGCACUGCCUCUUCCCAGGGAAAAGAAAAUGUCUCGGACCAGCGCUCUGAGGGUCUUAGACCACGGCAUGAUUGGCCCAGAGGGUUCUGAUAACUGCCACAAGUUUGUGGACAUCCUGGGCCUGAGGACCAUUUUCCCCUUGUUCAUGAAGACCCCCAAGAAGAUGAGGAAAGCUGGGGCCGCAGACAAAGAACAUGAAGGUUUGCACAUUUCUAUACACUCCAAAUUUCGUUUAUAACAAUGAAAUCAUUUUGCUUGUCUGACAUUAGCGCAAAUGCUUAGUUGUCCAACACCUGUACCCAAAACACAAUUUAACAAGGAAGGAGAUUUAAUCAGGUUUGUCUCAUGGCUUUUUAGUCUGUCGAUUUUAAGUUAUCAAUCUAAACUUGAUUGCUUUUUCUGCUGUUCCUCUCAGAAUCCACUGUUGAGUUGUGAAAUAAGACAAAUGAAAGCAUCAGUGCUUAUCAGCCACCCUCCCUUUCCCCUUUUAGUUUUAGCAGGGGCGCCACUGCUAAAUGAAAAUAGGGGAAACACUGCCUUCGCUGUCUUUAAUUAUAUCUCAUACGUCCGGACGGCCCACCCGAGGUGAACAAAUUGGCUUCCUUUGUCUGUUUGCUUCAUCUGGGGGACAGAAUUAAUUGACCAGAGACCUGCUUUGUGUUUUGAGGAGUUCUUAAAGGACUGCCAAUAGCAAGUUGCGAGGGACUCCUUGUAGCUAGGUUAAAUACACUACGACGCCUGCUCGUCGAACAUCUCAUUCCAAAAUCAUGGGCAUUAAUAUGGAGUUGGUCCCCCCUUCAAUCAAUCAAUCACAUUUUAUUUAUAAAGCCCUUUUUACAUCAGCAGAUGUCACAAAGUGCUAUACAGAAACCCAGCCUAAAACCCCAAACAGCAAGCAAUGCAGAUGUAGAAGCACGGUGGCUAGGAAACACUCCCUAGAAAGGCAGAAACCUAGGAAGAAACCUAGAGAGGAACCAGGCUCUGAGGGGUGGCCAGUCCCCUUCUGGCUGUGCCGGGUGGAGAUUAUAACAGUACAUUAUAACAGAUUUUUCUCCAAGAUGUUCAUAGAUGACCAGCAGGGUCAAAUAAUAAUCACAGUGGUUGUAGAGGUUACAACAGGUCAGUACAUCAGGAGUAAAUGUCACUUGGCUUUUAAUAGCCGGGCAUUUAGAGGUUGAAAUAGCAGGUGGGGUAGAGAUAGUUGAACCGCCGAGUAUGAAGCCAGACAUAACAGGGCCUGCUAAAGCUUAUCCCCCUGGUGCUCCCACUGAUGGACCUCCUACUAGUCACAGCCAGACAGCCAUGAAGAAUGGUUACGCUACUUUGCUGUAUGCAGCUUUGAAUGCUCAUAGUAAUUGUGGGCUGAGGCCGGAGGACAUCUAGGCUAUAGAACAGUGGACUACAGCUAGUAACGUACCCUUGGACUUUAAUAACCCUUUUCAUAUUCCUAGACCUGUCCCUAAUGCAUACCAUCGUUUCUUGACUGAGAUAGGCCUGUUUACUAAAUGAAGAUAAUGCUAAGCAUUAGUUAUUUUUGUGUCCUUACAUCGUUUGCAUUUUAAUGAUUAUUGUGAGAUCAAUUAUUUAGUGUAAGCUUUAUUUGGGACUUUUUCAACUUUUUGAAAGUCAGUUUUUUUCAUAGCAGCAAUGUUUUAGAAUGUAUGUAAUUUGAUAUUGUUUUGAGGUGCAUGAUUUCCACAUUACUAUAAGAUUUGUCAUAUAGUUUUUGACAGUAAUUAGACUUAUAGAGUGUCUCCUCUGCUGUAGUAAAAAAUUAAAUAAACGGAGAGGAAAAGGUGGUUCUCAAGAAUAACACAAUGCAGUCAUAGAUUAAUUAAUUAUCAGCGGCUACACAAAUGAAAGUUUAAGAGGAAAAGCGCUCUCCAAACCUCUCCAUCAUAAACAGAGAGAUUGAUCCCCAUGAAAUCGCCUCUGAAAAUAUACUGAGGCCCAGUGGCUGUGAAUUGUCGGACAAUAUUUGCAUACAUAUAAUAAAAUAAUUAAGGGAAACAGUUAUGAGAAGAAAUAUUGCAGAGGAUCUUUUCAGAAUGUGAUGACUCACAUAGCCUACCUUUUUAAGGUCUGUAUUAAUUUCCAUGUCCUAAUGUUGUGCAUAGAUAGAAUGAGAUUCUGGAUGUACUGAUGGUGGCAGACUAUAUUUAGCAGGCUAAUGAUGCACACAGUGUGAUGGAACAGAAGUAAACACCUCAUUUACAUACAGCAGCACAAUAGUUCUGACUGCACCGCAGCCCUUUGUAGUUUCUUUUGUUUUCCUUGGAUGUCGAGCUAACGCCGCUGAGUGCUUCUUUAAUAUCUCUAUUAUUUUCCUGUUUUCACAUGAUACUAAAACUACAUUAGAAGAAUAGGAGCUGCAGUAGAUUAUUUUUAUUUUUUUAAUAACUUUGUUUCAGGUAAUAGACUUAACAAAUAUUGUGAUCAGUGCACAAUACCGCACUGAUUUUAGUAUUUUACCAGGGAAGUUUACUGAGAACACGUUUGCAUUUACAGCAAUGACCUAGGGAAUAGUUACAGGGGAGAUAAAUGAGCCAAUUGGAAGCUGGGCAUGAUGAGGUGGCCAUGAUGGUAUGAGGGCCAGAUUAGGAAUUUAGCCAGGACACCGGGGUUAACAUCCCUACUCUUACAAUAUGUGCCAUGGGAUCUAUAGUGACCACAGAGAGUCAGGACAUCUGUUUAACGUCCUAUCCGAAAGACGGCACCUUACACAGGGCAAUGUCCCCAAUCACUGCCGUGGGAUAUGUUUUUUUGACCAGAGGAAAGAGUGCCUUCUACUGGCCCUCCAGCACUUCAAGCAGCAUCUGGUCAGGACCGACGCUGUUUAGCUUCAGUGGCAAGACAGCAGUGGGAUGCAGGGUGGUAUGGUGCUGGCCGAUCUACCAGUAGUCUCAAUCCUUUUAACUCAAACUGGAUAAUUAGUUGCUGUAUUAGAGCCCUGUUCAGUCUCCUGUCUUGUCAAUGAGGGAUUUUGAUAAUGGGGAACUUAUCCAUACCUGCAUACAGAUAUCUUUGAAUUGGUUUGGAACUUGGUCAAUCCAUUUUGAUGUUGCUGAUGCCCAGCAAUGACAGGAGCCAUAAUGAAGCCAUCACAUGAUUGUCGUCAAUCAAAAUAACUUAUGAAACGCAGCCCAGCCAUGUCAGUGAUUUUCUUCCCCUGGACUAUUCUAGUCAGGUAUAGUGGGAGUUUGCCUCAGACAGUGUAGACGAGAGCCCGUACCUUGCAGGGGUGCCUGUGGUCUGGCCGGGUUGAUUGCUUUCCUCAGGACAUGGCUGGUUCAGGUUCAAUCUGUCCCCAGCAGAGAACUGUCAGGACCUGCCACCCUCAACCUCCUCUACUGCUCCUCCUUCUCCUAGCUCAAUUGCCUGCCGUGGCACUCUUUGCUAUUUGCAUGUUAACUUGAUGGCUGUUCCAGGUUGAUGUGUAGCAGCUUUUAGACCAACAGCAUCCCUUGCAAAUGGCUAUUACAACCACGUCUAAUGUGCGCAGUGAAUGAGUAAUUAAGCUAUUUUAUAUCAUGUAGUCAGAGUUCUCUGUUAAGAAUCAGGCUACUACUCUACUUAUCUUGCUAUCCUAUAUGUAUACUGAAUAAAAAUAUAACCGCAGCAAUUUCAAAGAUUUUACAGUUCAUAUAAGGAAAUCCAUUAGGCCCUAAUCUAUGGAUUUCACAUGACUGGGCAGGGGUGCAGACAUGGGUGUGCCUGGGACGGCACCCACUGGGGAGCCAGGCCCAGCCAAUCAGAAUGAGUUUUUCAAAAGGGCUUUAUUACAGACAGAAAUCAUCUUCAGAGGAACAGGAGCUAAAGCAGUAGAACAUUUGAGGUGCCGGUACUCAGCUCCGGUGAGCUCCUGCCCAAGUCAAGCACUGUUUCUUAUCCCUUGCACAAAUAGCCUACAGCUGUGUCUGUACCGAGCUCACUGGCGCAGGAAACUCUGAGGGCCCAGAAUAUUUUAUACAAUGUUGCAAGUUCACUAGCGCAAGCUUCGGGCCAGACCCAGUUAAUAGUUGAUGCAAUGUUUGAAGUUCGUUGCAGACAGGCCAUGUGUAGCCAAUGUGAUUUAUAUAAUAUUUAUUUUUAUCAGGAUAUUUUCUACCUGCAGGCUGUAAUGUUUUUAUUUGUUGGCUUUGUGUAGGCUAUUUUUACAUAGUUGGCAAUGGCAGUAGAAGUUAAUUUUUAGGUUUAUCAUUUUCAUUUAGAUUUGGAUAGACUUUUGAUUAACCACAUGACAAUAAUUUUGAGAUAUGAAGAUGUUAUGAAUUAAAUUAAACUGUCACGAAAAUGUGCAUAUGAAAACCAUAACUGGCACGCAGAUCGGUAGAAAUGGUAAGAUAAAUUGGCAUUCCACAUGAGAAAGGUUGCCGACUCGUCGUGUAGCCUAUUACCGGCAACUUCAGGAGAGUAAUGGCAGAAUCUGCGAAAGCCAGCAGGAGCGGGAGGAGAAUAGUUGGGUCAGGUUUUUUAUUUAUUUCAGGUUAUCUAAAUCUCUUGCGCCCUCUUGAGGCAGCAAACUGUAAGCUUAAAGCAUCAGACAAGCUCAAUGCAUAUAGUUGAUUUUAUUUAUGGAUAAAUAAACAUGUACAAAUUUUGAGCAAUCGAUUGGUCGAAAGAACAGACAACUUUUGAUCAGCAAAUAUAUUUUUUAGGAGGGGACAGCCCUAAAACAAAUUUGUGAACACAAUUUGAGGGAAAUAAGCUUUUUGUGUGUAUGGAACAUUUCUGGGAUUUUUCAUUAUAGCUAUAAAAAAAAACAUGAAACAUGGGACCAACACUUUACAUGUUGUGUUUAUAUUUUUGUUCAAUGUAGUAUUUGUUCUGGUUUUCAUGCAGAUGGGUCACCUGGUUGUGGUUCCAUUAGACUGGAACAGAACAUCUCUGGUGCUCAUAGCUCCUCAACCAUGAAUGUGAUCACCACGCUAGACUGAGAUUGUUCAUCACAGGCACUACACUAGCUCUCCCAGUGACUGGUAUUAUUUCCUCAUUAAUGUUUUCCACUUGUCCCCCACUCUGAGCUGCAGGGGCUGUGAUACGGAAAGCAUUGUGUUGUCGGUCUCUGCUGCUGCUGAUUUAUGGAAGAGGGGGUACUAGGGAUUGGGAUUGUGGUAGAGGGAGCAGGGUGGUGGUGUAGCCUGUGUGUUCUCUAAGCUCAUGAUGAGUUCUACCAGCAAAGUGCAACAUGCAUAUCCUACCAUCAUUCACCAAGGAGGAGAGAAUGCAAUUAGAGCUUGUAAAAGCACACUGCAGCAUUGUGCUACUCUCUGAGAAACAACCAUCAACCAUGCUGGUCCUCUAUCAGUUGGGAGACCUAAGACCAAUAUUGCAGUCUAUGCUAUAUCUUGUUGUGAUGUGCCUUUGAUAAGGGUAAUAGAGCUGCAUCAUUUUUCUAGGUCACAUCUAAUGAGCAGUUGGCCAAUGUGGCCUUCCUGUAUUGAGCGAAUGGGGUUACCGUCGUUAUUAUGUGUGUCUUUGGUAUGCACCGUGCCUGUAUUUGAUAUAGCAUUCUGUUUUUGCUGCUCUUUGUUCUUGGUGGUUUGCUUGUUGUUGUUGAGUAAAAGCGAGGGUAAUGGGGUAAUUUACUUACAUCUCCUACGCUGGUGCCAUCAAUCUUUGUCAGCCAUUUUCCUUACAAUUUGCAUGAGUCCAUUAACACACAUUAAUCUGUAUUUAAGUGAACUGACAGUCAUUUUGUUUGCCUAAUGGUUUGUUAGUGAGCACAGGGAGCUGUAUUUGACUCACUGAUUAAAAUUACAUUGAUCUGCCUGAUGUUUUAUAGAAUUGUGAUAAGGAGAGAGUUGGAUAAAUCAUUGAUACAUUUAAUCAACCAUAUUUCACUAAUUAAGCACGUUCACAUAUUCCUACACUAAUUACAUUGGUGCAUUAUCUUCUUUGUGACCACAUUUAGCCUAACAUAACCCCUCAAAGUUGGACCAACCAUGUGGAACCAACCAAGUUUUGGUAUAGAAAUUACUGUAACCGGAACAUGUCUCAACCCUUCAAACCAAACAGGUAACACAUAAUUUAGUAUUAAAUGCGGUAAGUAGGCCUAAAACCUGCAGCAGGCUGCAAUUCAUAAUAUUGUGACUGAGAUACAUACAUGUAAUGGAGCCAUGAUUACUGCACUAGGUGUUGAAGCUGAAGCCUUCUAUCACACUUGGGGUGUAAUCAUCAGUCUGUGGAAAGUCACACUGUGACCAUGGCCCUGUUGCUAAUGGCUUUUCUCAUUGAGGGGCUCUGGAGCGUGGUCUGGUGCCACUUUAGUGAGCUAACUCAUUCACACACCCUAUUCUUCUACCCUCGUAACAGAGAGGAGCAGGCCUGGCCUACAGUGAAGCCCAGGUGAAAGUCUACUACUGUAUGUAAGGCUCAGGGCAGAGUUUAGCUCAGAGAUUAGUUGCCACGGACUCCAGUCCAGCACGUCUCCCACGGCAUGCUCCAGCCCAGGGAGAGUUUUAGCAGUGGUCCCAAUCCUUCAGCAGAGACACUAUUUAUUCAGCCUCUAAUAUUGUCCUAAUUUAUCCAGACGGCCAGCCACCACACCUCCACUGUGCCCAUGUGACACUGGUCCUCCGGAGGGCAGGAGAGUGAGAGCUGAGACGGCACCUCCUCUCUGUGGUGCUGUCUGAUUUAACAUGCUGUUGCUCUGUUUGUGUACCUCCUGAAUUAGAAAUCCCUCUGAUUGUACAGUAUUUGGUAGGGGGAUUUGGAGGGGAAACGGGCCUAUCACUGUAUAGGCUUAUCACUGUGACUGCCAAAAGAUGGGUUUAUAAUUAGUAAGAUGAUGGUUGAAAUGUUUCAAUUAUUUGGCUGUUAAUUUUCAUAGAAAGGCUAUAUAUUUCUUCCAAUUUCUUGUCAGCAUAGUGGAGCUCCUAAAGCUUGAGAGGUGACAGCAGCUCCUCUCAUGCCAUCAGUAGUCUAACACCCCCCUCACUGGAUGACAAGGGUGUCUUAAUCGGCAUCGAUCUUGUGCAACAAAUGUCAGACGCCCCCAAAUUUGCUGGAAACAGUGUUCUGUAUGUGGACAGUGCCCUGUAGCAAUCAAUAACUUCCCACGGUGAUGUCAAGGUGCUGACUACAAUUACCACUCGGGUUAUGUUGAUAAAUUAGUGUCCCCAGAAGUUGCAUUCCUCUCAUUAUGUGCAGACAGUAGAGGGGCUGUCCACUUGGUGACAUUACAUUAUGAUGGUAGUUAACUCUCAUAAUAAACAUAAACAGUAAAUGAUAACACUAGAGAAUAGAGUUGUGAGCUUGCUUUGUGUGGCACUUAUCUCUCUUCAGAAUGUGUUGUUGAAUGGCACAUGGGAGAGCAGUAUUGAGCACCUUGCUGAAGACAAGUUUUCAAAUCAAGAAUCAAGUAUUUUGCUUGUUGCUUAGCAACUUCCAAGAUGAGUUGAACAAAGAAAUUGACCUCUUAUUAAUUAAGUCAAAUUACAGUCUCAUACCAACAUGUGACUGUUUUUACUCCAUAUUUUCUUAUGUAUUAUUCUGUCAGAUUUAGGCCUAAAUGUCAGAUGCAAAUGUAAGCUGUAACGAAAUGGAUGUGUCUCUGGGGUAGAGUAAAUGUUCUGUGACGUGUGACCAACUGCCUUUUGUUACUAAUUUUGUCAAUUAACCAGAGGUUUUGGAGCCCAAGGUCAUUAAAUGGCCGGCAGGGAUGUAGCUCAGUUGGUAGAGCAUGGCGUUUGCAACGCCAGGGUUGUGGGUUCGAUUCCCACGGGGGGCCAGUAUGAAAAAAAUAUAUAAAUAAUGUAUGCACUCACUAACUGUAAGUCGCUCUGGAUAAGAGCGUCUGCUAAAAUGACUAAAAUGUAAAUGUAAAAUGUAGCUCCCGUCACUGUGGGUUCAAUAACACUAGGCUACUUCUAACCCCUCGUGAAGAUGAAGCUGAGCUACCUUGAUGAAGCCACAGUGGGACUGAUAUUGUUCUCCUCCCUUUGCAGAACACGUGUGUUCCAUCAUAGCUUCCUGCCUGCGGAACCUGAAAGCCCAGCAGAGGACAAGGCUCCUCAGCAAAUUCACUGAGAACGACUGUGAGAAGGUGAGAUCUUCACUGGUCUACCACUGUGUGCAGAUUAUUUUCACAGCAAUAUUUCUUAAAAAGUACAUCAGGAAAAACCAGCCCAAUUUUUGAGGUUUUACAUGUUCACUUCCCUGAUAGAGAUCCCCUUGUACUGGUGUGAGAAUGUAUUGAUCAGCCUGUGACUGGUCACUGUUAAUGACUAAAAUAUUGAUCCUGUGGUGGAAAGAGUUAUUAACCUCACCACAUACAGUGCCUUGCAAAAGUAUUCAUCCCCUUGGCGUUUUUCAAUUUUUUUUGCAUUACAACCUGUAAUUUAAAUUGAUUUUUAUUUGGAUUUCAUGUAAUGGACAUACACAAAAUAGUCAAAAUUGGUGAAGUGAAAUGAAAAAAAGAACUUGUUAAAAAAAAAUCUAAAACAUUUUUUUACGGAAAAGUGGUGCAUGUAUAUGUAUUCACCCCCUUUGCUAUGAAGCCCCUAAAUAAGAUCUGGUGCAACCAAUUACCUUCAGAAGUCACAUAAUUUAGUUAGAUUGCACACGGGUGGACUUUAUUUAAGUGUCACAUGAUCUGUCACAUGAUCUAUAUAGUAUAUAUACGCCUGUUCUGGAAGGCCCCAGAGUCUGCAACACCACUAAGCAAGGGGCACCACCAAGCAAGCGGAACCAUGAAGACCAAGGAGCUCUCCAAACAGGUCAGGGACAAAGUUGUGGAGAAGUACAGAUUAGGGUUGGGUUAUACAAAAUAUCUGAAUCUUUUGAACAUCCUCUAGGGCACCAUUAAAUCCAUCAUAAAAAAAUGGAAAGAAUAUGGCACCACAACAAACCUGCCAAGAGAGGGCUGCCCACCAAAACUCACGGACCAGGCAAGGAGGGCUUUAAUCAGAGAGGCAACAAAGAGACCAAAGAUAACCCUGAAGGAGCUGCAAAGCUCCACAGCGGAGAUUGGAGUAUCUGUCCAUAGGACCACUUUAAGCCGUACACUCCACAGAGCUGGGCUUUAUGGAAUAGUGGCCAGAAAAAAAGCCAUUGCUUAAAGAAAGAAAUAAGCAAACAUGUUUAGUGUUUGCCAAAAGGCAUGUAGGAGACUCCCCAAACAUAUGGAAGAAGGUACUCUGGUCAGAUGAGACUAAAAUCAAGCUUUUUGGCCAUCAAGGAAAACGCUAUGUCUGGUGCAAACCCAGCACCUCUCAUCACCCCGAGAACACCAUCCCCACAGUGAAGCAUGGUGGUGGCAGCAUCAUGCUGUGGGGAUGUUUUUCAUCGGCUGGGAGUGGGAAACUGGUCAGAAUUGAAGGAAUGAUGGAUGGUGCUAAAUACAGGGACAUUCUUGAGGGAAACCUGUUUCAGUCUUCCAGAGAUUUGAGACUGGGACGGAGGUUCACCUUCCAGCAGGACAAUGACCCUAAGCAUACUGCUAAAGUAACACUUGAGUGGUUUAAGGGGAACAUUUAAAUGUCUUGGAAUGGCCUAGUCAAAGCCUAGACCUCAAUCCAGUUGAGAAUCUGUGGUAUGACUAAAAUAUUGCUGUACACCAGCGGAACCCAUCCAACUUGAAGGAGCUGGAGCAGUUUUUCCUUGAAGAAUGGGCAAAACUCCCAGUGGCUAGAUGUGCCAAGCUUGUAGAGACAUAACCCAAGAGACUUGCAGCUGUAAUUGCUGCAAAAGGUGGCCUACAAGUAGCUUUGGGGGGGGGGGGGGUGAAUAGUUAUGCACGCUCAAGUUAUUUCUUGUUUGUUUCACAAUAAAACAUAUUCUGGAUCUUCAAAGUGGUAGGCAUUGUUGUGUAAAUCAAAUGAUACAAACCCCCCAAAAAUCAAUUUUAAUUCCAGGUUGUAAGGCAACAAAAUAGGAAAAAUGCCAAGGGGGGUGAAUACUUUCGCAAGCCACUGUACAUGGCCAUAGACAUACUACAUGGUAGCCUUUGGUGGUCUGAAUCCUAUUUUCUCCCUGCAUGAGGGUUUUGUAUGCAUAGCGCCUUGCAUUGGUGUCUGAUGUCUUCUCCCUCCGUCCUACAGGUUGAUAGACUGAUGGAGCUGCAUUUUAAGUACCUGGAAGCUGUUCAGGUGGCUGACAAGAGGAUCGAAGGAGAGAAACAUGUAAGGGUCUUACCUCUCGCCCCCCCUCUACCAACAGCUUGCAUUCUAACCUUGACUGGCAAUAUCUCUGAAACAAGAGCAGAUCCAAGUGUCUAGAUAAGGAGAGUCCUUUUAGAGAGGCUUGUAAUUGUCACAACUUCAGGACUAGAGGCUAGCUUGGAGAGGGGCUUGGUUCAAAUCCAAUGACUUAAGUCAUUGUCAACAUUAAAAAACUUCACCUCCUGCUGCAUGGACCCACUCAGAAUAUGCUGCUGUGUGAGUGGGUGAUGUUUGUUUGUUGUGGCUGGAAUCCCUCUCCAUUGUUAUGGACAGAGAUGGCCAAUAAGAUCCAAUCAGCCUCUGCUAAACAAGGCAGUGUUUCAGUCUGAUGCCCUGUGGUCCCAGAGAAUGUGUGAGGUCCAGACUAGUCUGUAGGCUGUGCUCACUCAGACAGAUGAGAGGAGACAGAUAAGAGAUGAGGAGUCUCUUCUCCAGCAGUGGGGAGAGAGGGCAGGAGAAGGUAGUAGAGUUUUAAGAGGGAGAUAGCUUUCAGAUUAAUAUCUGAUGAGAGAUUAAUUAUUUGCAAAGGAAGGGUGACAGCUUGAAAUUCCCGACUACUUUCAAGUGCAAGCAUGACCAAGUAAUAACCAAAGAGCCCAUUUUCUGUCUUCACAAUCUUGAUGCACAUGGAUACUCCUAGUUCAUUGUUCAAAAUGUUUAGUUAUAGGUUGAAGAAACUUAAUUAACUAGUCACAAUUUCUUUAACUAUCUUAUUUCAGUCCUGGCUAGGAUGUUCUCUCAUGUCUUGUACACUACAUGGCUAAAAGUAUGUGGACACCUGCUCGUCGAACAUCUCAUUCAAAAAUCAUGGGCAUUAAUAUGGAGUUGGUCCCCCCUUUGCUGCUAUAACAGCCUCCACUCUUCUGGGAAGGGUUUCCACUAGAUGUUGGAACAUUGCUGCGGGGACUUGCUUCCAUUCAGCCACGAGCAUUAGUGAGGUUGGGCACUGAUGUUGGCCGAUUAGGCCUGGCUCGCAGUUGGCGUUCCAAUUCAUCCCAAAGGUGUUUGAUGGGGUUGAGGUCAUGGCCCUUCACUGGAACUAAGGGUCAUAGCCCGAACCAUGAAAAACAGCCCCAGUCCAUUAUUCCUCCUCCACCAAACUUUACAGUUGGCACUAUGCAUUCGGGCUGGUAGCGUUCUCCUGGCAUCCGCCAAACCCAGAUUCGUCUGUCGUACUGCCAGAUGGUGAAGCGUGAUUAAUUACUCCAGAAAACACGUUUCCACUGCUCGAGAGUCCAAUGGCGGCGAGCUUUACACCACUCCAGCCGACGCUUGGCAUUACACAUGGUGAUCUUAAGCUUGUGCGCGUCUGCUCGGGCAUGGAAACCCAUUUCAUGAAGCUCCCGACGAACAGUUAUUGUGCUGACGUUGCUUCCAGAGGCAGUUUGGAACUGUACAAAACAUAAGGAACACCUUCCUACUAUUGAGUUGCAUCCCCUUUUGCCCUCAGAACAGCGUAAAUUCGUCGGGGCAUGGACUCUACAAGAUGUCGAAAGCGUUCCACAGGGAUGCUGGCCCAUGUUGACUCCAAUGCUUCCCACAGUUGUGUCAAGUUGACUGGAUGUCCUUUGGGUGUCCCAGUGUCCGUUUGGAAUGGGCUAUUUCUUUCUCGACAAACUGACCAAUAGAAUAGGUACAAUUUUCAACUAUGGGGGAUAGUAGAUUGACAUGGGCUAGUGAUUUUGCUGUUCGGUACUUGUCUUGUUGGCUGAGGAAAAGUAAAUGUGGACAGUUAUUCUAACGUCUUCAAAGUGCGCAUCAGAAUUCGGUAAAAUGGACCGCACAUCGUUGCAUCCUCGACUUGCAUGUUAAUAUGAAUUACAAUAACCUAAAUGUGAUUUCUGUCAUUCUGAGUACCGUUGGUUGACGCCCUUAUCAGGUUACGCAGCCAUUGCACAUAGGUCGGCACAUUUUCCUAACGGAAACCCUGCUGCAGCCCCUGUCGGGUUAGUGAGGUCUCUGCUGACUGCAGGCAGGGAGCGAGGAGUAGUCUUAACUACCGCCAGCUCCUCUAGUAGUCAGCCACACUAUCCUAAUGGUCAUGCUAUAGACGGAGACAUGCAGACCCUGCACAUUCGGCUUGCAAACUGCAUUCAUAACUGGAGGUUUCAAUGCUGAAAGGAUUUCAAAGGAUCCAGAAAUGCAACUUCCUCUCGCCUUCCCCCACCUUGCCUAUAGCCUAACAUACCUUUCUUCCAAUUUAAGCGUACGUGGUUGGUUUUCAAUGCGUUGGCUAUUUUUGCUCCUCUUUCUCCCCUCAUUAAGGGAAUGGAGCUGUAGCUCAGACAUCCAUUACCCCAGCCUCUGUGUGCAGGAGGGCUCUGGCUGAGGGAUUGAUGGGAGCUGGGUAGGGAUCAGGCCUGGAAAGGUCCUAUAGCUCUGCCUCAUCUCCCAGCCAACUGCUGGAGUCUUAUUGAGCCUUGUGAUUGCUUAAAGUGUGUAUGUAUGUAUGUAUGUAUGUAUGUGUGUAUGUGUGUGUAGACGGCUAUGUUUGUGUGUGGGUGGUUGCCUGUAUUUCUGGGAUUCUAUUACCUAGGUUACAUCAAAAUAAAAGAAAAUGCAAUUUGAUUUCAGAAAAGCCUAACUCAGGGUUCCCCAACUGGUGGCUCGGGCCAAAUCUGUCCCCCCCAAGUUUUUAUUUGAAUUGUUGGACACAAAAGACUGUAAAAACACCAGCAAAUCAGCUCCAAGUGAUUUUUAAUUUUGGAAAUAUGUUCCAAAGUAUUUCCAUGCAUAAUAUGUAUACAAAUGUAAGCAAUGUUUAAAAUGAUUAUGUUUUAGUGAAAUAUGAUAUCUGUUGGGCUUCUUGCGGUCAAUUUGCAGCCUACAAAUUAUUUGUAAUUAUGUUCCAGCCCCCUGACCAUCUUUGCGAUUUAUCAAAAGGGAAAAUCAGCAUCUCUCUCCCUCUUAGCAAGUUUGUAUCCCUUUACAGAGUACAGACGGCUACAGUAUGCUCAAAGAAGGCGAUGACAAGGAAGUCACAUGAAUUCAGUCUUUGCAUCCCAACAGAGGAAAAGCAUGGAGCCAGUGUUCGUUCCAUUUUGCUGUUGUCAUCUUAACACCUGCACCUGACCAGGAUGUGGAAAGGGAAAGAGACUAAGAAUAUGUCCUUAUUACUUUCUCCUUGGCAGUUGGUUGUCAGACCUUAUGCCUUUAAUUGAGUCAUCCAGGCUUCCUUUGAAAAUGUUUUUCUCCACUCCAAUAAUUUCCUGUGUAAUGAGGACGGACUAACUGGUAUGUUUGCUUGUCCCUAGUGUUUGCUAUACAUUAGCAUAUACCGCCAUUUUUAUCCACUGUGUCUGAUGCAGUAGCGAGCCUAUAUGGGAGGACCGCCUCGGAAUAAGCAGGCGUUUGUUCUGAAAGCUGCACCAGCCUUCUCCCCAGAGGAAAAGUUUUGUUGUUUUACAUCUAAACAGGCUAGAGUUGCACAUUCUUACAAGUUCCCAAAAUAGUGAUCUGGAUUUACACUGUGAUAGAGGCAGACUAAAGAUAUUUUAAGAUUAACGUCAUAAAUUUGAAUGUGUCUUGAUAUGAUUUAUUUGAAGAGAUGAAGCCCUUAAAAGUUGUAAUUCUUUCAAAUUCAAACCAACAGACAGACAGGCUUCAGUAUUUGAAUCUAAAUGUCAAGCACACAGUAUUACCCUUUGGCUCCUCAUUUAAAGAGCAUUCAUCACAAACACAGACCUCUUUAAAGGAUCCUCUAUUUGUUUGCUCAUAUAUAGAGCUUCGAUUUUAUAUUCCUGUUAGAUGCCCUUUGUUUGACUACUAGAGCACACCUUGAGUGCUGCUGUGUGUAUGCCAGAAAUAUGCCUCCCUCUCCAAUGGGUUCUGAUGCCAGAAUAUCCCUUGAAAAUAGAUUUAGUCCUGAGGGAGGAGGCCAAUGUCCAUCAGUGUGAUUUUAUAUCCAUUAAAGAAUGCCAACUGUCAUGUUCCCCACCUGGGCUGGCAGCAGGGAAAGGGCUAACAUGCACAUCAGAGUUCUGUUGAAGUUCUUCGCUGUGAAGUCGUCAUUGUUAGGAGUUAGGCACCACAUGCUAGAAACCCCUUCUCCUCAGUCUGUUUCAAUGGCUCAUAACGAUGAUUAAUGUGGCCGCUGUGUAUUGACAGCCAUACAUUAUUGGCAUACGGACCGAUUUGUUAAGAUGGAUAACUAUGCAGGUGUGCGUGCCAACAGAGGCAGCAGAGCAGACCCUCUAGCCACUUAACUCUUAAUCAAUUGAUUUGUGUGUUGACUUGAUCAAUAAAGAGAUUGGAUGUGCGAAGGUUGAGAAACAACACUUGAAUUAAUGUUUUCUUCUAUUUUUAUCCCUGUGUGUGUAACAGGACAUGGUCAAACGUGGUGAGAUCCUUGAUGAUGUGAUGGAGGAUGAGUUCUACCUGCGGAGGCUGGAUGCUGGACUGUUUGUCCUCCAGUUGCUCUGCUACAUCAUGGUAGAGAUCAGCAACUCUGGGAUAUCCCAGGUAGGAUAUCUGCAUGCACAAUGUAUAUGAAGAUUCAGUUACUGGUUUUCGUACCUUGUAGGUAUCUUUUUUUUAGCUAAACCUCUGCGUGAAAUAGUGUAACUGUAUGUCACAACGCGGCAAAGUGUACAGUCUGCUAGCGUUAUCAGUGAUUCAGUGAAAGUCAUGACCCUGUCUUUCCUUUUUCCUCUCAGCUGCAGCAGAGGGUGCAUCAGAUCCUCAACCUGAGGGGAGGCUCUGUCAAAGUGGUGCGGCACAUCAUGAGAGGUGAGCAUCCACUCUACACCCUGCUAGAGGGAGAGAGACUAGCACCGACAUAUAUUUACUCCAAAGCCAUACAACACUAGCCUAUUUACCAGCCUCACUCUUUCCUUCUUUACCUAAAGGGCAUAAAUACAUCUGUCCUCUCUGUUUUUAGUUCAUCUAUUCAUGUUAUUGUAUUUUCAGUUAUUUAUUGACCUCUGUCAUUGUCAACUAAGACCAGGAAGUUGUGGACUGCAUGGCUCUUUCUGCCCUGGUGACAUGUAGUGGUGUAAAUGGAGCUAUCCUUCAUGUGUCACAGCUUGGACAGGGUAGUGAAUGUCAUGUUGAUGUGCAGCACUAGCCCCUCGUCCCCUGUCCCCUGUCUCCUGUCCCUCGAGAGCCACUUUACAUUCAUGCUCAGAUGUGUAUGUGUGCACCCACAGAGUGGGAAGCUCAUCCCUGACCUCCCCCAUUAAACGGCUGACUCCUGCAUUGGAAAUGUCAGCAUGAAAGGUUAAAUACAUGCAGCGAGGACGUCAAUGGCUCUGAACUUGACCCUGAUCUUUUGUAAUGAAAAGAAAAGGUAUCUUUGGUGGAGGCUGUCUAGAGUGGUCCGCUCAUGAUCUGGGAUGACCAAAUAUAUAGAUUUUUAUUGCUGCCUAUUAUCUCACACCGAUUCUAUGGAUUAAUAUGGAGCUUGAGAAUAGAUUGUAGUACUUAUGUAAUCACCUCAGGACCCCAAGGGGAGCACAUUUUGGUUUUUGCCCUAACACUACACAGCUGAUUAACAUCAUCAAAGCUUUAUGAUUAGUUGAUUAUUUGAAUCCGCUGUGUAGUGCUAGGGCAGAAACCAAAAUGUGCACCCAUUCGGGUCCCGGGGACCAAGUGUGGGAAACCCUGCAGUAGGCAUAUUACAUUCUGUCUGCUCCAGAUGAUACAGGAUAUAUGUCCAGGCCUCUAUAGUCCAGCAGCCCCAGUGGUCUGGCCAUGCGGGGUGAAAUGACCUUAUUGUCUGACUGGUCCCACUAGAUGGGGCUUUUUGGCCCUCAGCUCAGUGUGGGAGGUUCUGUGGAACCAAGGUAUCAAUGAAACUGUGUUGGGGAAUUAAGAAUGUAGCUUUCUCAACCCAGCACUAGCUGUGGCCUCAUAGACUAGCUCAGAUAAACAGUUGCUCAGUAAAAGGGCCCAACCUGUGAAGUCUGUGUGGUGGACGGUGCCAUUCAGAAUCAUAAUGAUCCCAUGGUCGUGUUGUUUGUGACUGCCAUGUCCUCUGUCUUCUAGACUACUAACUACAGAUUAAAGGUGUUAUUGUUGGCGGAAAUGUAGCAUUGAAGUUCUUCAGUGUCUUGACAAGCACUGCAGCAGUCUGCACACCCUGUUAUCUUCAGCUUGUAACCUCAUCGGUGACACAUCAGAGGUGACAGCUCAAAGUGUCAGGAGUCAUUCAUUUUCAAAGGUUUCUCCAUUCUGCAAGAGAUCCUUGGAUGAUUAACCUAUUUGUCGACGGUGCGACAUUUGCGACCGAGCAGGAAGCCCUAGUCGGUGACCCGGCAAAUGGUGGCAGAGUUUGUCACGCCAUAUUCCUCUCAGCCUGGUCGCCGCGGUGACAGGAGGAGUGAUUCUAGAGAGUGGGUCUGUCUUCUUGAGGCUAAUUCUAGGGGAUGUUGGGAUUGUGUGGGUCACUUGUUGAACCCUGCUGGCACACAUAUUUGGGCUGAAUGAGCAGGGUAUGAUGUAGGACUUCAAGAAACAAUCUGGAGUCCUUUUUUUGUUACUGCUUGAUACCACUGUGUAUAGUUUUACUGUCAGAUAUCAUGAGUGUCUGUCUUUGUUGAAUUUCUGCUCAAGGUCGUGACUGUGGACAGUGAAACUCAUGAGGAGAUUAGUCUUCUGUGUGCAGACAUUUUGUGAUUCACUCCAGUAUUUUUAUGAAGGCUUGUUUUUCCUCUUGCCCCACGCCAUUGUCAGAAAAACUCAUUUUCUUUAUUUUCUGGCAGUUAAAAUAUACACUUUUUUGCCGAUCUUCUCUCUCAAGGUCCCAGGGCUUAAUUGGUAAUCCUGCAAGAGGGGGCUACCUACUCUGGGCCUCUGCAAACUCUCCUUCACUUUAGACUCACAUAUAGACUGCUGCUUUGAGGUGAUCCCUGUGAGACUGGAUUUCCACAGCUAGUUUGCCUCAGUCAGAGAAGUGUCUAGUCUAGUGUGAGUUGGCAGGGAAUAUAGGCUAAGGUUAUGUACCCCUGAGAGACAAGGUGUAAGUGGAUAUAGGAAUAAACACACAGUAUACUGCACUGCUAGAGAGCAACACUGGAUCGACAGGCUAGAACAUAGGGUUGGAGAUACAGUUUCAGUUUUAGAAAAAGCUAUAUCAUCAAUUAUGUUUCUAGGUUCCAGACUGCAGCCUUUUCCAAAUCUCUCCUUUUUGUAGUCUGGUUUUAGUACUAAACCCUGGGUUAUUUUACUCAUGUAUGGAGAACUGGGUGUGUGCGUGGUGUUCACUCACGAAUGCUGGGGUGGAUGUGAGAGAUAGGAAAAGAGUGGGAGUUGUGUCAUUGUAAUUCAGGAACAUCCUCCUAGGGUUGAAUUCCCUUGAUUUGUGUAGAUUACAGGAACCAUGCCCAUGGAGAGGUUUGAUUAAAAAGAAGACUGCAUGAAGAGCUCAUAGUCAGCCAAACUCAACUUGGGGAUUUGUCUUUUUCAGAGUAUGCUGAAAACAUUGGUGACGGGAAAAGUGAGGAGUUCAAAGAGAGCGAGCAGAAGAGGAUCAUGGACCUGCUGGAGAACUUCUAACCCUAACCAACCCCUGGGAGGAGUGACCUGACCAGCGGUCAGAGCUUCAACAUGGACGGAGGGUCUCCACACACUCAGACAGAAUAUACCAGGGUCCAGCAGGUGCAGAGAAGCUGUAUUGAUUGCUUUCUCUGUGCUGGAACAUGUGUAGGACUAUAGUGACUCAAAAUAUAUUAACAAAGAUGUGCAGUCUUAAGCUGCAACUAUUUCAGACUCACAUGUUUGUGGUGUUUGUUUUGAUUUGUGUAUUUUGUAAUAAACAUUUGGUAAUGAAAUCCUAUCCGGGUAAGAUGCUUUUUUGUGAAUAAAAAACCGUCCUUUACAUCUCAUUUCAGUUAUUCUUUUGAGAUAGAAAGGUAGAAAGAUUGCUGUCACAUUGUUUUCUG
This is a messenger RNA of Coregonus sp. 'balchen', 28408 nucleotides long. The record is from the annotation of a GenBank genome assembly. NCBI's taxonomy places the organism in Eukaryota, Metazoa, Chordata, Actinopteri, Salmoniformes, Salmonidae.